UAGUUGUUUAAAGCAACUGUAAUGAAUUAACAUAUUACAUCGUGUCCUAAAUAUACGUACACUUUAAAAGUGCUGAUAGGCACCUGUGUUCUUUGAAAAUGAAGCUUGUUCUUGUUUUUUUUUUUUUUUUUUUGUUUGUUUUUACUGUUUUUUUCCGGGUCCAGUUUUAUACGAUUCAUUUCUGUUCUGAAAGGACAGCGAGAGCGAGUUUAAAACAGUAUCAUUGUAAGAGAUUACUCCUGUUUUCUCCUUAGACCUUGAAUUUAAAAAUAGUUGGGAUCUAGAUUGAAAUCUUGAAUAUUUUUACCGUAUGUUAUUGGCAAUACUUAUAUUGUACAAUGUGCUUCAAAGGUUGCCAGUGUGAACAAGACAAUGGUCUGGGAUAUGAAGAGUCGUGUGGCGAGAAAGAAUCUCAAACUGGAAAGAAAAAUGUUGAAAAGUUGCGUCAUCAUGUGUGCUUGCUUUAAUGCAUGCUGGUUCCCAUACGCUGUUGUCUCAUUCUGGCAAACGUUUGUCAAUCCAUCGAUACCAAUCUGGUUAGCAGCGAUACCAGCAGCUGCCGCCAAAUCAGAAGUAAUCUUCAACCCAAUCAUAUACGUGGCAACUAACAAGCAGUUCCGACAUGCAUUCUACAAAAACCUACCCUGUACAGGUUUGAGAGACAUGCUGGUGAAGAAAGAAGAGGUUAAGGAACAAUCUUCGAAAGAAUCCGAUAUCUCGGACAAACAUGAAGACGCGGCGACUAACAACGCAAACCCAAAUGCUGUGGCCCCGGCCUCUGAAACUGCUCCGACAAAGGUGGAGUGCUAAGAGGAAACAGGAUGCAUCAAACUUUAAGUAUUAAUGUCAUUGAAAUGAUUGGGUGACGUCAUGGAGAUCCGUGCACGUGUUGAAAGCACGUACUAUUUGGAAUCAGUGGUAAUUACUUUGGUAAAGGAUGUUGCAGGACGUAAAUCAAAUAUACAUUGAAUUAUUUAAGUGCCAUCCAAUGGGCCGCAGAGUGACAAUUUGUUUUAGAUGGUAUCCUUUGUGUUUGCUCGCAACGUUGUCUUACAUGUUGUACUGUGUGCUAUAUUUACAUGUUGAAAAUAAUCAAACGAACGCUUUUCUUUUUGUAAUGAUGAAUAAUCAUUAGAUAAAUAUAGUGCACAACUCAACCUGCCUUUAAAAUGAAAUAUACACAUACCUCCAGUAUUGGCAGCAUAGUGUCGUGUCAUAGCUUUACGUGUUAAAGCAUUGUAAUUAUGCUUCUAUUUUGGAAAAGUGUGUUUAUCUUUGUACAUAAUUACAAACCCGUGUCAUUAAUUGGCCUCCUCUUUCUACUGUUUUUCGUUUGAACGAUGAGUAUACUAUGCAUUUACAAGCAAGUUGAACGGAAUUAACUUGGCAUAUAUUUAGAAUAUUGCAUUUCAACAACUUUAUUAGUGAAAUUUCUAUUACUGAUUUGUUAAAAUGGUUCUUUGACAAGAUUUGAAAUUAAAAAAAAUAAAUAAACUCGACUGUUGCAUUUACUUAGGAUAAAAAUCAAUAAAUGUAAAGACAAUAUAAUUGCUGU
Messenger RNA from Mercenaria mercenaria, 1555 nucleotides. RefSeq names its product pineal opsin-like. Gene Ontology annotation, molecular function: G protein-coupled receptor activity. Gene Ontology annotation, biological process: G protein-coupled receptor signaling pathway. The record is from RefSeq and is a predicted model, not a curated record. Bases 373 to 810 code for a protein of 145 amino acids. Gene Ontology annotation, cellular component: membrane. The transcript is spliced from 3 exons. NCBI's taxonomy places the organism in Eukaryota, Metazoa, Mollusca, Bivalvia, Venerida, Veneridae.